AUGGUGGACUUGCUGGGUGGCCGGCGCUUGCUGACCUGCGAGGGAGCCGCGGUGGAGGCGGACAGGACGCUGCAGAACAAGGUGGUGGCUCUCUACUUCGCCUCAGGCCGCUGCGCACAGAGCCGUGACUUCACUCCUCUGCUCUGUAACUUCUACUCGAAGCUGAUGAAGCAGGCACGGACACCGGCGCCUUUCGUAGUGGUGGUGGUGUCUGCCGACGGCAGCGCAGAAGAGAUGUGGGACUUCAUGCGCGAGCUGCACGGCGCCUGGCUGGCGCUGCCGUUCGACGACCCGCUGCGGCGUGAACUGAACAAGAUGUACAAUAUCACAGUCACCCCCAAACUCGUGAUUCUGAAGCAAAAUGGAGAUGUUAUCACUGACAAAGGACGGAAACAGAUCCAGGAACAUGGACUCUCCUGCUUCCGCAGCUGGAUGGAGGCAGCUGACAUUUUUCAGAAUUUCUCUGGUUGA
Messenger RNA from Elephantulus edwardii (Cape elephant shrew), 471 nucleotides. Its product is annotated as nucleoredoxin-like protein 2-like. NCBI's taxonomy places the organism in Eukaryota, Metazoa, Chordata, Mammalia, Macroscelidea, Macroscelididae. The transcript has 2 exons. The record is from RefSeq and is a predicted model, not a curated record. Gene Ontology annotation, biological process: sensory perception; photoreceptor cell maintenance. Bases 1 to 471 code for a protein of 156 amino acids.